UUUAUUCCCAUCUCUGCAUUUGUCACUGUCACUGUCAUUCAGUUUUCACCUUGUUUCUUGUGUCUUGUGUUUUAUUUGUUGUGUUCUCACAGUUAUACCAGUUAAAGUUAAACGUUUCUUAAAAAGAUGGAAUUUGUAAGAAAGUAAACAAAGCACCAAUUAGAAAACAAUUUAUUUUAGACACAUGGAAGGAUUUGAUGCAAUAUAUUAUGAGGAAGAAUUAGAGAACAAUGAUGAAAAUGCCCCAUCAUUGGUUCCUGAUCCUGUUGUUAUACGAGGUGCAGGCAAUAUGACUGUUUUUGGCUUAAGCAAUAGGUUUAGUACUGAGUUUCCUAGUGGCUUAGUGUCAAGAGUAGCACCUGAAGAAUACAAGGAAACAGUUAUGAGAAUUAACGGUAUUCUUAAAAAGACACUUCCUGUAAAUGUAAAAUGGUUAUUCUGUGGCUGUCUUUGCUGUUGUUGCACACUCGGUUGUUCCCUGUGGCCUGUUAUUUGUUUGAGUAAAAGGACUCAGCAUUCUCUGAACAAAUUAUUAGAAUGGGAAAAUAGCUACUUGUACAAUAAGCUAGGACUGCAUUGGAGAUUAAGUAAACAACAUUGUGAUUCAUCGUCGAUGAUGGAAUAUGUAAUACUUAUAGAGUUUUUACCGAAAAUACCUAUUUAUAGACCAGACUAACACUGAUUUCAUUAUUAUAUCUGAUCUAUCAAGGGCUCAAAUCGCUAGGACUCUUCUUUCAUAACUAAUGUUUUGUGCCUUUACGGCAUCGGCCGUAUUGAAGCAUCGAUCCAUUGUAAAGUAGCACUUGCCAUAUAACAGAAUCUCAAAUGGAUCAAUAGUUUAUUAGUUACAUUUGUUAGAAAAAUUGUUUUGAGAAUUUGUAAGAUGUUGAUUAUUCUUCAUUUGUUGUAUAUUAUGGUUCGAUCAAUUUUUUUAAAGUAUUGUUAUAUGAUACUUUUAAUUUUUUUUAAACGAUACACAAGUUUAUUUGUAUGGCAUUCUGCGAGAACUAAUACACAAUACAGAGCAAACAAA
Diabrotica virgifera virgifera (western corn rootworm) is the source of this 1033-nucleotide messenger RNA. Its product is annotated as cysteine-rich hydrophobic domain-containing protein 2. The transcript has 4 exons. The record is from RefSeq and is a predicted model, not a curated record. Bases 185 to 676 code for a protein of 163 amino acids. Lineage: Eukaryota; Metazoa; Arthropoda; Insecta; Coleoptera; Chrysomelidae.